UAGCUUCUUUUGAUAUAUAACCGAACAACAGUAGUAGCUGCAAUCAUUUUCGAAACCUUAGGUCCUUUUGGCCCUUUACAGUCGUUUUGUAUAAUUUUUAAUUGUUUGUUGCGUUGAGGAAUGCAUUUACUAGUAAAUUAUGCUGCGGUUCUGCUGUUGACGGGUAUUAAUGCGGUCCCGGCGGCGGAAAAUUGCACUCUUGCCAAUGUAUACGGUGUUGCAUCGUGCACCAUCGCUUUAAAUCAUUGGUCCUUUUCUCCAGAGGCCCAGGCAAACAUCCCAGAUAUUUCCCAAGUUACGGACGCCACACUCGCUUCCUUAUGCCAAGUUUCACGAGAGAUUGUUGCCUGUAUCAAGGAGGUAUCAGGACCCUGCACGAAAGGAUCGAUGGCAGAUCUUCAGGAAGCCAUGGUCAAAGGGCAACCGCUGUUAGAAGAUACGUGCAAAAGGCCUGAUUUUGGCAAUAACCUACGCACUCUGCUUCGUUGUGUCAGUAAACUCAAUCAGACUGAAGGAAUCAAGACACUAGCAUGUGCCCAUAAAGCAACUAAUCAGUUCCUGACAAAUUCGACGAAAGGGGACGACGGGGAUACUGAUAUUAUCAAAACUUUCUGCUGCAAUGCUAAAGCUUUCUUGGAAUGCAGCGGAAAUGAAGUGGCGGAUAACUGCGACCAGGAAGCCCAGCAAAAGCUCAGCAAGAUCCGAGAUACACUAUUUGAGACGUUUCAGUGCAACGGUCCCCGCGGUGCGAACUGUCCAGCUUGGUCGCCGGGGCUUCCUGAUGCCCGCGAUGUGCAAUGGAACAUGUUGUCGCUAACGACGACUGACGAAAUGAGAGCACUGAUGGCUAGUGCCGGCAUUCAAUUUUAAAUCGCUUUUAGUGUAAAAAGUUUUAAAUCACUUUUAGUGCAAAAACUGCUUGCCAUUGUGUCUGAAAGCGUAAUUAUUUUUGCAGGAAAAUAGAACAAACGCAACACAUUUGUUUUUAAUGUUCGUCCUGCUUUUUGUUGUUUUGUUAACAGCAAAAUUUCGAAUUGCAUUGUAAUCCUCUUGUAAUCCUUGCAUGUUGUCGCGGGUUGCACUGUGACCACUCGUCCUUCCACUCGAUAAAUUGUUUGAACAACUG
Molecule: messenger RNA, 1126 nt
Organism: Paramacrobiotus metropolitanus
Lineage: Eukaryota; Metazoa; Tardigrada; Eutardigrada; Parachela; Macrobiotidae
Exons: 3
Coding region: 121-870 (249 amino acids)
Source: RefSeq, a predicted model, not a curated record